Molecule: messenger RNA, 1128 nt
Organism: Diaporthe amygdali
Lineage: Eukaryota; Fungi; Ascomycota; Sordariomycetes; Diaporthales; Diaporthaceae
Exons: 3
Coding region: 1-1128 (375 amino acids)
Source: RefSeq, a predicted model, not a curated record
AUGGGUCGGAGCGACUUCUGGUCCAAGGUCUUCAACAAGAAGACAUCCAAGAGCCUGAAAACAACGGCCAAGCGGGUUAAGACACAGCUUGAAUGGGCUAUCCCAGGCCUUCGAGUGGUCAAUGCUGUCAAUACUGUGUGGAAAGCUACUGAGGUCGCUGGUAACGUUUCUAGUGCCGCGCAGACAGUGAAUGAGGCUAUUCCAGAGGUCGUUCUUGCCGGAAAAUCCAUCGCAAGCAGCGCCAGUAAAGCAGCUUACGCCGCAGCGUUUACAUCUGUCAUCUCGACAGUGGGUACAUUCGGUGGAUUGGCCAUCGCUUACCAAGGCACUCAAGCUCUCAACCGGAUCGCACGGGACUUGAACAACAUUAGCCGAAGCACUGUGGCGCACAUCGGCCUAACUGCCCCACGCGAGUUUGCUCAGAACGUAUGCGAUUUCAUCAAUGAAAAGAUGCAUAUGCAUCCUGACAAAGGCAGAACAGAGCAUGCUUUCUUCGUCUACCACCCCGACACAGACUGGACUUCUCCAUUCGCCGAUAUUCUCUGGAACGGAGGACUUCACGAUCGCGAAGGAAGAUACCGGGGUCGAACCAGCAAUCUUGACUUCGCAACGAUAAUGAUGUUACAAACACUCGAGAGGGAGGAGGAGCCCGGGAAGAAACUUAAACUGCAUCUGAUCAUCCCCGCCUAUAGGCUUCUCCUUAUUGAAGAACCAAUUCGCCUCCCCGAGGCCUUGGGCGAGCUGAGGAUACAUGGAAAGAUACACGACAGUACGGAAUGGGGUCGGAAGACUGCAGCGCGAGACGACCUGGUUAGAGAUCUCCCCCCUCAGACUCAGACGAUGAGGGAUAUGCAUCCGACAGGGCCACGAUCGGCAGCAGUGACAGCAUUGGUCAAGAUGACCGAAACAGAUAUGCACGAAACUCAAGGGGAUGGAGUCAUCAUGGACAUGAAAGAAGCCACAGACAGAACGCUCCAGGCACUGGGCACAGGAGACGAGAAGACAACAGGACCAGAUCUACGAGAAGCAGACGAGACGACUGAAGGGAUUGGAUACAACGUCGCCAACAAUCCGAAAAUGAGGGAUCGAAAUGUUUUUUCCAGCGAUGGUGGCAUAUUCGUCCACUAA